Messenger RNA from Oldenlandia corymbosa var. corymbosa, 1017 nucleotides. Lineage: Eukaryota; Viridiplantae; Streptophyta; Magnoliopsida; Gentianales; Rubiaceae. The record is from the annotation of a GenBank genome assembly.
AUGGCGCGAAACUACCGUCUUCGUGGUAUAUACCGGUCUUUGUCCUCAAACUCUGGUUUGCUGUGCCGAUGUAAGUCGACGCUGACAUCAGCUUCAACACAAACUAAUCCUCCGUCACAGUUUAUUCACGAUAGGACCCCUGAAAUGCUUCGUUCCGGAUCCCGACUAUUCUUUUCAACGGAUUUUCGACGGGGUGAAUGUGGAGUAGCGUCAUUGUCAAGAUUAAACCAAAGGUUUCUUUGUAGUACUGCUUCUAAUGUGAAUCAAACAAAAAGUUCUGAUGCAACUUCUGAAGCUAGUUCUAACUCGGGGACAAAUGAAAGUGAAAGCUCCAAAGAUGGCUCGCAGAAGAAUAGUGAGCAAGGGAAGCCUAUCCGAGGAUCGCCUGUUUCGUGGAUGAGCUUCUUCUUACUUCUUGCAACUGGAGCUGCAUUGAUUUGGUACUAUGACCGAGAAAAGAAGAGACAUAUUGAAGGAAUCAAUAAUGCUUCAAAGACAGCAAAACAAGGUCCAUCUGCUGGGAAAGCUGCAAUCGGGGGUCCAUUUAGCCUUGUGGAUCACAAUGGGAAGCCUGUAACUGAGAAAAGCUUUUUAGGGAAAUGGACCUUAAUUUACUUCGGAUUCACCUUCUGCCCAGAUAUUUGCCCAGUGGAACUAGAGAAGCUUGUUUCUGCAAUUGAUAAAAUAAAAGAAAAAUCUGGAAUCGAAAUUGUCCCUGUUUUCAUCUCAGUUGAUCCUGAGAGAGAUACGGUUGAGCAAGUCCGAGCAUAUGUUACAGAAUUCCACCCUAAUUUAAUUGGGUUGACGGGUAGUGUGGAUGAGGUUAAAAAAGCUGCUCGAGCGUAUAGAGUAUAUUACAUGAAGACGGAAGAAGAAGGUUCAGACUACCUGGUCGAUCACUCGAUUGUCAUGUAUCUAAUGGAUCCUCAAAUGGAAUUCGUCAAAUUUUUUGGGAAGAACAACGAUGAUGAAUCCCUCGCAGACGGUAUUAUCCAGCAGAUCAAACAAAGGAAAUAA